Messenger RNA from Paramecium pentaurelia, 572 nucleotides. The record is from the annotation of a GenBank genome assembly. NCBI's taxonomy places the organism in Eukaryota, Ciliophora, Oligohymenophorea, Peniculida, Parameciidae.
AUGAUAAAAGCUUAAGCAUCAACUAGAAUCAUUUAUUAACAAUAUGGGGGAGAGAUAGUUUCUAUUUUCAAUUAAAAAGGUGAUUGCCUAAAAAUGAUGUAUCGAUUUGAAUAAGUUAUAGAAUGGUAUGAUAGAGCAUUGAUUAUCAAUCCAUUACAUGGGCUUUCUUUAUGGGGAAAAGGUAAAUUAAAUUAGAUAAAUGAAAAGUGAAUGCUUAUCAAUUUCUUAUGGAAUGUUUAAAAUAAAAAUGAUGAAGCACUUUAACUAAGCUCUAAAACAGUAUGAUGAAGCACUGAACAUUAACCCUCAAGAUGUCUAAUCUUUAUGGGGAAGAAGUAAAUAUAAUUAAUUGUUUUAAGGUGACUGUUUACAAAUAAUGAAUUAAUUUGAAUUGGCAUUUGAGUUUGAGUUUUUGAUAAAGCAUUAAUCAUAGACCCAGAACAUAUAUUAUCUUUAUAUGGUAAAGGUACAAUUUUUUAUUAUUUUAGCUUAAUGUGCAUAUGCNUAUAAUUUAUUCUAAUAAACAAAGGAGGAUGCUUAGCAGAAAUGAGUUAAUUAGACUAGGCAAUUGA